AUGGAAGCUUGCAUCCCCUGCCUGGGUGUGCGAAAGGGGAGAGUGCCACCGCCGCCGGUGGAAGGCGAUCCGCUCAAUCGCAACGUCCCUGCCGCCGCUCGAACUUUCUCAUUCGAGGAGCUCUCGGCGGCGACCAGGAAUUUCAGGGACGAGAACCUCGUCGCUGGUAGCGAGCCGUGCGUGUACAGAGGCCGCCUGAAGAGCGUCAACCAGGUUGUUGCUGUGAAGCUGCAGCAUCUUGUGGAUCGUAAUAAUGUGUCAACGGAGCAACGCAACAGCGAGUUUCUUGCCCGCGUGGUGAUGCUCAACGAUCUGCGCCACCCCAAGCUCGUCAACCUUAUCGGCUUCUGCGCCGACGGCAAUCAUCGGAUUUUGGUUCAUGAGUACAUGCCACUGGGUUCUCUGGAAGAUCACCUCCACGAUCCAUCUCCAGAAAAACCACGGCUCGACUGGAGCACGAGGAUGAACAUAGCUGCCGGUGUGGCCAGAGGAUUGCAGUAUCUGCACGACAAAGGCGUGGUGUACCGAUGCCUCCGAAGUUCAGACGUUCUGCUCGGAGACGGGGAGGGCUACCACCCAAAGCUGUCUCAGUACGAACUGGCAAAGGCCGGCCGACUUUUUGAUGACCCUGAAGCCCGGGAAGCCCGGGAAUUCCAAAUAAGAACAAUCGGUGCUCUUGCCCCCGAGACCACCAUGGCCGCGCAGGUGUCCAUGGCGUCGGACGUGUAUUGCUUCGGCGUCGUGCUGCUGGAGCUGAUUACAGGGCGCAGGGCCUUCAGCCCCCGGGCCGCCAAGGAAGAUUCGAUGCUUGUCACAUGGGCCCAGCCAUUGUUGAAAUACAGGGCGGGCAUGCGCCGCAUGGUAGACCCGGCGCUGCAAGGCCGGUACCCGUCGAAGGAUUUGGAGAUGGCACUGGCAGUUGCUUUCAUGUGCGUCCAGCAAGAGCCGGCCAUGAGACCGCCCAUCGGCGACCUCGUUAAGGUUAUGUCUCUCCUCGCCUACGACAAUCGAGCUGAAGAACCACGCGGGCAUCUAUCCUAGGAGAGAAACGAUCUGGUGUCAUCAUGAUUUGUAUCUAUCAUGAAUUGUGAUCAAGCUAAUUACGAUUGACAACAAGUACUUGGCCUACAUGAUUUAGACUGUUUGGCACAAUUCAUGUAACAUGGAGAAGUUAACUGG
This is a messenger RNA of Lolium rigidum, 1179 nucleotides long. RefSeq names its product serine/threonine-protein kinase PBL27-like. Lineage: Eukaryota; Viridiplantae; Streptophyta; Magnoliopsida; Poales; Poaceae. Gene Ontology annotation, biological process: protein phosphorylation. Gene Ontology annotation, molecular function: protein kinase activity; ATP binding. Bases 1 to 1041 code for a protein of 346 amino acids. The transcript has 4 exons. The record is from RefSeq and is a predicted model, not a curated record.